AUGGGAAAAGGUGGACAUAAUACACUUGUUGAAAGUAGUCAUGAUGAACAAAUAGAUUCAACAUCACCUCAUCGAUUACCAACAUUAUCGGAAAUAAAAGUAAAAAUACCAUCACAUUGUUUUCGUCCCACCGUUCGAGAAUCGAUGACCUAUGUUGCUAAAGAUAUUGUUUAUGUUGCAUUGACAUUUUUUGUAAUGUAUCAAAUUCAAAAAAUGUUUACAUAUGGUUUCAUGUUUUUCCCUGUUUAUUGGUAUAUACAAGGUACACUUUAUACAUCACUGUUUGUACUUGGACAUGAUUGUGGACAUGGAAGUUUUAGUUUUUAUCCAUUAUUAAACAAUAUUGUUGGAACGAUCUUACACACUUGGAUUUUAGCACCAUAUUAUACAUGGAAGGUUACCCAUAAUAAACAUCAUAAAAACACGUGUAAUAUUGAUAAAGAUGAAGUUUUUUAUCCUCAACAAGGUGAAGCUCAUGAAGAUUCGCUUAUGGAUGAUAUAUUUUUUUGGUUUCCCGGUGUUGGUUGGUUCUAUUAUUUAAUAAAGGGCUACUCACCAAGAACAGUCAAUCAUUUUAAUCCAUUUGAUCCAAUGUUUUAUAAUAAACAUUUCUUCGGUGUUUGCUCAUCACUCGCUUUAUAUCUCGGAAUGUGUUAUUUGAUGUUUGUUUAUGCCAUGACAUAUGGAUUUAUUAACUUACUCGCUUAUCAUCUUAUACCGGUGUUUAUCUUUGCAUCUUAUAUGGUCAUUAUAACUUUGUUACAUCAUACCGAAAUUGACGUACCAUGGUAUACAGAUUCAGAAUGGAAUAAUGUAAAAGGACAAUUAUCAACUGUUGAUCGUCACUAUGGUCAUGCACAUUCAAUAAUACACUCAAUUGGUACACAUCAGAUCCAUCAUCUUUUUACUAAAGUACCACAUUAUCAUUUAGAAGAAGCAACAGCACAUUUUCGCAAAGCAUUUCCUGAUUUAGUUCGUUAUAAUGAAGAGCCAGUCUUAUUUGCUUUUGCACGUAUGUGCAAGAUCUUUCUUAAACAACGUAGCUUUCAAGGUGACUCAAACGGAGAUCGUAUGUGGAAUUUUGCUAUUGGUAUUUAUUUUAUUUCUUUAAACCCAACUAAUCUGCAAGGUGUAGCUAUAAAUGGUAUUGCACUUAACGUAGUUGUUAUUUUAUUUGCUACUGCUAUUGGAAAUUGGAUUGAUCGUAAUCCUCGUCUAUCAUCUCUUCGAAAAAUAUUAUUUUUUCAAAAUUUAUCUGUUGCUUCAAUGGCAGUUUUAGUUGUAUAUGCUUUAUACAAUCAAUCUACUAUUCCAGCAAAUUGGAUGAUUAUAAUUCAAGGAUUUUUAAUUGGUAUUGGUAUGAUAGCACAAUUAUCGAGUGUUGCAUGUAAAGUAUCAAUAUCAAGAGAUUGGAUUGUUGCAUUAUAUGGUUCUGAUCGACAAAAUUUAGCUAAUACGAAUGCUACACUUCGUCGAAUUGAUCUACUUAGUGGUGUAUUAGCACCUAUUUUAACAGGUGCUGUUAUGGCAUUUACAUCUCGAUGGAUAAGUGCUGUACUAAUUGCUGGUUGGAAUGUUGUUUCACUUGGUUUUGAACUCUUCUUAUAUACACGAGUCUAUCAUUCAGCUAUCGAUGUAUUAUCUCAUAAAACUUCCAGUGAAAAAUCAACCGAAUCCAAGAAAAACGAAGGAAUAUCGAAGUUUUGUCCAUCGUUUCAAGGCCUAAAAACAUAUACAUCUUUAUCAGUUUGUUUACCGGGACUUUCACUUGCAUUACUUUAUAUGACUGUUUUAAGUUUUGAUUCUGUAACACGAGCUUAUGUAAUUGAACAAGGUUUAUCAGAAGUUCUUUUGGGUUUAUUGAAUGCAUUAGGAUCAAUUGUUGGCAUUAUUGGUACAUUUAUUUAUCCAAUUUUUGUUAAACGUACAGGUCUUGUACGUACAGGUGUUAUUGGUUUUUGGUCAGAAUUUUCGAUGUUAAUUCUUUGUUUAUUAUCUCUAUUUGUUCAUGGUACAUCAUUUACACCAUUUAAACGAUUUACAAUUGGUUCCUGUCAUUUAUAUGAAAUGUCUAAUAAAGAUAGUACAAUAAAUAUAAAACCAUUUGAAUGUUCAAAUUCGAAAUUUUCCGUUCUUUUACUUGUCAUUGGUAUUACACUCAAUCGAUUUGGAUUAUGGAUUGCAGAUUUAACUGUGACUCAGUUACAACAAGAACGUGUUCCAGAAAAUAUUCGUGGUCGUAUAGGCGGUACUCAACAUUCACUUAAUCAAUUUUUCGAUAUGCUUCGUUAUACACUUAUUAUUCUUUUACCACGAAUGUCACAAUUUGGUUAUCAUAUUUGUUCAUCUGUUUUAUCUGUAUUUCUAGCAUCAUUUAUCUAUACAAUAUGGUCAUGUUCAUCUGCAUCCCAACUUGUUCCGCCAGCUACUGAUAUUGAAAUGAGUGAAACAAAUGCUAAUUCAGUCCAACAACGUGAAGCUGAUCAAAUUGAAAUGAUAGAUCCUGUUGAUAAUAAUAGUGAUAAUAAAAAUGACAGUUAA
Adineta steineri is the source of this 2541-nucleotide messenger RNA. The record is from the annotation of a GenBank genome assembly. Lineage: Eukaryota; Metazoa; Rotifera; Eurotatoria; Adinetida; Adinetidae.